Molecule: messenger RNA, 1731 nt
Organism: Penicillium longicatenatum
Lineage: Eukaryota; Fungi; Ascomycota; Eurotiomycetes; Eurotiales; Aspergillaceae
Product: sugar porter family MFS transporter
Exons: 4
Coding region: 1-1731 (576 amino acids)
Biological process (GO): carbohydrate transport; transmembrane transport
Cellular component (GO): membrane
Molecular function (GO): carbohydrate:proton symporter activity
Source: RefSeq, a predicted model, not a curated record
AUGAAAGAUCGAUCUUCUGUUGAUGUGGAGGUUGCUCCACGAGCGCAGAUUGUCAAAAAGUCCAUGUGGCAGUCUAUCUUUGACAAUCCGAAAGUACUCUUCAUCGCAUUCUUUGCCUCGUUAGUUUCCCUAUUCUGCAGCUCUUCAUCACAAUCUAACCUUGUCAGUUUCGGUGGUUUCGAGUAUGGAUACCAACAGGGCGUCCUCGGCCAAUCUCUGGUCAUGACCCGCUUCGUGGAAAACUUCCCGACUGUCGUCGCAUCUUCCACAGCAACGGGUUGGUUGACCUCCGUUCUGCAGUUGGGAGGUAUUGUUGGAUCUCUCACAGCGGGUAUCCUGGGCGAGAUCUUCUCCCGCAAAUACACCAUGUUUUUCGCGUGUUGCUGGGUUAUUCUGGGAAGUUAUCUUUACAUCGGCGCCACAGCGGGAAACCCUUCUCUUCUGUAUGCCGGUCGUUUCUUCACUGGUCUUGGCGUGGGCCUGUUCAGUGGUGUCGGGCCACUGUACAAUGCCGAACUAGCAGCUCCAGAGAUGCGUGGAUUGUUGGUGUCUUUCUACCAGUUCGCCACGAUCUUGGGAAUCAUGAUUUCCUUCUGGGUUGGUUACGGAAGUAACAACAUCGGCGGUACGGGCGCGAUGCAGUCCGAUUUGGCCUGGCGUCUUCCUUCCAUUAUCCAGGGUAUUCCAGCCGUGUGUCUCGCAUGUGGAAUUUGGUUUAUGCCGUUCUCACCUCGCUGGCUGGUCAAGAAGGGCCGCGAUGAAGAGGCACAGGCUACUCUUGCUUGGAUGCGGAAGGUACCUGUUGAGCACGAGCUGGUUCAGGUGGAGUAUUUGGAGAUCAAGGCCGAGGCCGUCUUUGAGGAGCGCGCUUUUGCCAAGGCCUUCCCGAGAUUGGCAGAGCGUGAGCGCAAGAGUGUUUUCAUGAAUCAGAUUGCGCAGUAUGCCAAUUGCUUCCGGACUAUGGAUAACGUUAAGCGGGUGACUACUGCGUGGUUGAUCAUGUUUUUCCAGCAGUGGAGUGGUAUCGAUGCCAUCAUUUACUACGCUUCCAAUGUCUUUGUGAGUCUUGGUCUGACUGGUGGUACCAUUGCUCUUCUUGCAACUGGUGUGACUGGCGUUGUGUUCAUUGUCAGCACUAUCCCUGGAAUGCUUGUGAUCGAUAAAAUUGGCCGUAAGCCUAUGCUUCUCGGUGGAUCUAUCGUGAUGUUCUGCAGCAUGGUUAUCGUCGGAGUGAUUGUGGCGAAAUUCCAACACGACUGGCCGUCCCAUGUGGCAGCUGGUUGGACCGCUGUUGCCCUCAUCUGGCUCUAUAUCGCAGGAUUUGGCGCCACCUGGGGUCCCGUCUCCUGGACCUUGGUCUCAGAGAUCUUCCCCCUCUCGAUCCGCGCCAAAGGCGCCUCGAUCGGAGCCUCAAGCAACUGGAUCAACAACUUUGCCAUUGCAUUCUUCGUUCCACCAAUGUUGCAGGCUUGGGAGUGGGGCACAUAUAUUUUCUUCGCAGCGUUCCUGGCGGUCGGUAUUGCUUGGGUUUAUUUCUACUUGCCCGAGACCAAAGGCACGUCUCUGGAGGAGAUGGAUCGCGUGUUCAAGAGCAACACUGGCGAGCGAGAUGCCGAAUUGAUGCGUGAGGCACAGCGCGACGUCGGUUUGACCGACUUCCUGGAACGUAUGGGUGCUGCCACUGGGCGAGAUCUGGAAAAGAGUGGUCCUCAGUAUAUUGAGAGUCUGUAG